Molecule: messenger RNA, 355 nt
Organism: Eimeria tenella
Lineage: Eukaryota; Apicomplexa; Conoidasida; Eucoccidiorida; Eimeriidae
Exons: 4
Biological process (GO): DNA-templated transcription
Cellular component (GO): RNA polymerase II, core complex
Molecular function (GO): DNA-directed RNA polymerase activity; protein dimerization activity
Source: RefSeq, a predicted model, not a curated record
UGCAGAGUCUUGUCCCCGAAAUGUUUUCGAAUUCGAAGACGACACACAACUCGGCGGCAACGGCAUUCUUAGAGUGGCAAAUCCCCUUGACUGCAUGUACUGCAGCCAGUGCACGAAGAAGGCGAAAGAGUUGAAUUUGAAGGGCGUGGUGGAAGUGUCUCCUGACGAAAGGACUUUCCUCUUCACUGUCGAGUCUACUGGGGUAAUGCCAGCCGAGAAGAUUGUUCAAAUGGCUUUCGACAUUUUGAGGAACAAACUGGGGGACUUGGAGACACAUGCUGCUGCUGCUGCAGCAAGGGCCACGGGGCAGCAGCAGCAGCAGCAGCAACACGCACCACACGGCGACUUCCGCUAG